AUGGAAAUUUUGUCAGUUGCAAGUAUCACCAUACUGCCAGUAAUUUGCACUGCUCUAGACAGCUCAUCGCCAAUAUUUUGGCUGACCAGCGAGCUCAGGAAUAUUGAGUGGCGUAAGGGUUGCUUAACAACAGCUGGUUGCGCACAACCGCGAUUUCAGCUGGUCCUUCUGAAUGGUGUCACCAACGAGAAACUGUCGAAAAGUUGGUUGAUUACGCCUCAGCUCAUGCAGGUUAUUCUUGAAUUUCACAUAUCAGCGAAACUAGUACUAUUAACUCUUCAUUAAGU
Gongylonema pulchrum is the source of this 287-nucleotide messenger RNA. NCBI's taxonomy places the organism in Eukaryota, Metazoa, Nematoda, Chromadorea, Rhabditida, Gongylonematidae. The record is from the annotation of a GenBank genome assembly.